AUGAAUACAGAAUGGGAAGAGGAGGAAGACGACCCAACGUACAAGGCAGAAUCCACAGUGUUCAGCAGACUUCCUCCAGAACACGAGGCAUACAAACCAACCAAGCGCGCGGGGUACAACCCCAAAGCAGAGCAUGACUACACCUUGAGCUAUCGUCCUGAGGACAUGGCUGAAAAUUCAAAAUUCAUUCCAGAAAUCGCGUGCGCGGCCAUCGACAAAACGAAGUUACCACACAACGUAGGUAAAUACAAUGGGUUGACGGACCCAGACGAUCACCUCCAGGUGUUUAAAGGUGCAGGAGCAACAGGCGGAUGGAACUUACCAACAUGGUGCCACCUGUUUGCUCAGACAUUCGUUGGCGCGACGCGCAUUUGGUUCGACAACUUACCGGCUGGCAAAAUAAAAUCAUGGGUCGACUUCCGAGAGAAGUUCUUGGCACACUUCUCUCAGCAACGAAGACAAGCCAGAGAUCCAGGUGAUUGUCUGAACAUAUGGAGAAAAGACUAUGAAAGCGUAGAAGAUUUCAUUACAAGGUAUAACAAAGAAUGUCUAGAGAUCGGAGACAUACCAGAAAAAAUGAUGCGUGCACACUUCAUGCGAGCGGUCAAGUGCGACGAUCUGGUUAAAAGAAUCAAAGGGCGAGAUGGAGGACCCAAAGACUGGGAAACCUUCAUUGAAGCGGCCAAGACCAUUGCGCAGACGGAUAGGCAACUGACCGGUGACGAUCACCAUACGGGCCACUUGACCGACGAUUGCUUUAGCUUAAAGCAAGAAAUCGAAAGAGCUCUAAGAGACGGAAAGCUCGGUCACUUAGUCAAAGGAGGAAAGCGCGAUUACCGCCAGAUACAACGAAGAGAUGAAGGUCCAGACAACAAGAAGCUCAGAAAGCUCGAAACUCAUAUGGUGCAAGGAGGUCCACGGCGACGAAGGAAAAACUACAACAAGCGCGCACAGGAUGAUUCAUGGCGCGAGAAGCAGGUAGUGUUCCCAGUUGUCAGGGGAGGUCCAAGAGAAAAGCGGCCAAUAGUCAUUCUAGGGGUGAUCGGCCACUACCAAACAGAUUACAUCUUUAUUGAUCCCGGAAGCACCGCAGACAUCAUAUAUGAACAGUGCUUCAAUCAAUUCGACCAAGAGGAUAAGGCGCGCCUAGAACCAGUCGACUACCCACUAACUGGAUUCUGCAACGAGGCCGUCUUUCCCCUAGGACAAAUAUCUUUCCCAGUAUUGCUUUAUGAUGGGAGAAAUUCAAGAACCGAAGAAGUCACAUUCAUGGUGCUACCGGCACAUUCAAGACAUGACAUCCUCUUAGGACGAGAAUCCCAAGGAGAUUUCAGCAUGAUCUGUUCCGCACCACAUUCUGCCAUAGGCUUUCCAACCGAAACAGGCAUUGCGUUGAUAUACGCAAGCAAGGAAGUGCUAACAACAGAUGAAAUCAGGCCGGCAAAAGCAAGCAGGCCCGCACCGCGCAAAGAGGCAGAAAAAUGGGUAUUGAAUAGCGCGUACCCAGAACAAACAGUCACUCUGGGACCCGCAAUGUCUGAUCUAACGCCGGAACACCGGCUAAAUGUCUCAGAGGAUGCAAAGCCAGUAGUGCAUGCUAAACGACAUCUGGGAGACAUCAAACAUGAUGCAAUGAAAGAACAAGUGUUAGAACUGCUAAACGCAGGAAUCAUCAGGGAAGUCCGGUACCAAACGUGGGUAGCAAGCCCAGUUAUGGUAAAGAAACCGAAUGGUAGUUGGAGAAUGUGCGUCGACUACAAGGAUCUGAACAAAGCAUGUCCCCGUGACUGCUAUGCUUUGCCAGACAUAGACGAGAAGAUAGAUUCUUUGGCAACGUUUCGGUGGAAAUGUUUUCUGGAUUGCUACAAAGGAUACCACCAGGUCCAGAUGGCUGUUCAAGACGAGGAUAAAACCGCAUUCCGCACGCCAACGGGGCUAUACUGCUACACCAAGAUGCCGUUCGGCUUAAAGAAUGCAGGUGCUACGUAUCAACGGUUGAUGAACGAAACGUUCAGCGACGCCAUCGGUAAAUACAUAGAGGUAUACAUGGAUGAUCUGGUAAUCAUGAGCAGGGAGGAGAGCGCGAUGCUGGCAAAUAUUCAGAAAACCUUCAACACGCUGCGCAGCGUGAGCAUCAAACUGAAUCCAGCAAAGUGCUCAUUCGGAAUGGAGGAAGGAAAGUUUUUGGGCUUCAUAGUCACUAAAGACGGUUUUAAGGUGAACCCAGAAAAGGUCCAGGCCAUAGAGAGGAUGCCUUCACCAGCAAACGUCAAAGACAUGCAAAAGCUCGCAGGACGAUUGGCAGCACUGAAUCGAUUCCUAGCCAACCACGCAGCAAAAUCCUUCCCAUUCAUCAAGACCUUACGCAACUCUUCCGACAAGGCCGUCGGAGCCGUAUUGCUGGUCGAUCGACAAGGUGUCCAAACACCUGUGUACUACGUGUCCAGAACCUUAACCGACCCAGAAACAAGAUACGCAAUCAUGGAAAAGCUUGUCCUUGCACUGAUUCACGCGUCAAGAAGGCUGCGCCGAUAUUUCGCCAAUCACGUCAUCCACGUGUUAACAAAUUACAAUAUUGGGAAUAUCCUAGCAAGGCCGGAAAUAUCAGGAAGGUUGGCCAAAUGGGCGAUAGAGCUAGGGGGACACAACGUAGUCUUCAGACCACGACCGUCGAUAAAAGGCCAAGUUUUGGCAGACUUCAUGACGGAAGUCCCGGAUGACAAAGACAGAGAGUGUAAGGCGAUGGAGAAAGCGGAGAAAAAACAAACCGAAGAGCCAUGGCUGCUGUAUACAGACGGUGCAUCCAACGAAGAUGGGGCAGGCGCGGGGCUACGACUAGUAAGCCCUGACAAACACGAGUUCACUUACGCCAUACACCUAUACUUCAAGAGCACAAAUAACGAAGCAGAGUACGAAGCCUUUCUGGCCGGCUUGCGUUUGGCAAUCAAAAUGGGAGUCCGACAUAUUGAGGCACAUGUGGACUCCAUGUUAGUGGCAGGCCAAAUCAACGGUCAAUACGAAGCCAAGGGCGACAUAAUGGCACUCUACCUCAACCAAGCAAAGACGUUGCUGCAAACCUUCUAUUCUUACAAGGUGCACCACAUAAACCGCAGUGAAAACAAGCCGGCAGACGCCUUAAGCAAGCUUGCGUCGACAAGUUUCCAGCACCUAGCCAAAGACGUACGCAUAGAAGUUUUAAGCAACCCGUCUGUUCCACUCCGAGAAGUCAGCGUCAUCCAAACAGGAACCACGUCCUGGAUGACACCCAUCAUCAUGUACUUACAGUCCGGGAUACUUCCAGAAAAUAAAGCCGAAGCGCGGAAAAUCCAGUAUAAAUCAGAACAUUAUCAGAUGGCAGACGGGAUACUGUACCGAAAGUCAUAUCUCGGCCCGCUGCUAAGAUGUGUUGACGCCGACGACGCAAAUUAUCUGAUCCGGGAAGUACAUAAAGGCAUCUGCGGCAUCCACGCCGGGCCGCGCAUGGUAGUGGCAAAAGUAAUGAACGCCGGUUAUUACUGGCCCGGAAUGCACCUCGAUGCCGUGAAGGAAUUAAGAAAGUGCAGCGGCUGCCAACGGCAUGCACCAAAAACCAUGCGUCCAAAAAACGAGUUGGUGCCAGUAACAACCGCAUGGCCCUUUCAGCAAUGGGGCAUAGACAUGGUGGGCCCUUUCCCAGAAGCUCCGGGGGCAGUCAAGUUCAUCAUCGUCGCGGUCGACUACUUCACCAAGUGGGUGGAAGCAAAAGCACUUGCGUCAACCACAUCGGCAGUCGUUAAACGAUUCAUCUGGGAACAAAUCAUAUGUCGUUUCGGCCUGCCACUCCGAAUCAUCACCGACAAUGGUACAAACUUUGCAGCAGAUGAUCUCGAACGAUGGUUCAAGGAACUAAACAUUGAACACACCUUCUCGUCGGUCGCACAUCCGCAAGGGAAUGGUCAAGUUGAAGCAGUCAACAAGAGCAUCGUUGAUGGCAUCAAAGCAAGACUCGGUGAAAAAAGACGAGGAUGGGUCGACGAGCUACCAAGCAUAUUAUGGGCCCAUAGAACAAUGCCCAAGACAAGCAAUGGAGAAACACCGGACAAUGAAGCGUCCAACGCAGAAAAACCGGGAAAACUGGCUCCCAAAUGGGAAGGCCCGUACAUCAUUGAUGAGGUCCACGGCAAGGGGGCAUACAAGCUACGCACCAUGAACGACAAAGAGGUUCCACGAACCUGGAAUGCCCAACAGUUACGCAAAUGCUACAUAUAA
Molecule: messenger RNA, 4248 nt
Organism: Helianthus annuus (common sunflower)
Lineage: Eukaryota; Viridiplantae; Streptophyta; Magnoliopsida; Asterales; Asteraceae
Exons: 5
Coding region: 1-4248 (1415 amino acids)
Biological process (GO): DNA integration
Molecular function (GO): RNA-DNA hybrid ribonuclease activity; nucleic acid binding
Source: RefSeq, a predicted model, not a curated record